This is a messenger RNA of Closterium sp. Naga37s-1, 543 nucleotides long. Lineage: Eukaryota; Viridiplantae; Streptophyta; Zygnematophyceae; Desmidiales; Closteriaceae. The record is from the annotation of a GenBank genome assembly.
AUGCAUCUGACAGCCCCUGCCAUAGGACCUACUCAUAUCACACCCUCUACUUCACGCCCCCUUUUCUCUACAAUUCCACCCUUCCUCAACGCCUCUUCACUCCCCGUCAACCCCAUUCAUCCCCUUUUUUCCCCCCUUCUCCUCCAUUCUCCUCCCUCCACCCCCCUCCACCUCCAUUCACCCCCGUUCACCCCUCUCCACCCCUCCAUCCAACCCCCAGUGAGCCUAUCACCAGCCAGCGUGCCGUUCGCCCUCGCAGCAGCAGCCAUCGUGUCAGCAGCUCGCCUCGCCCUAUUGCGUCUCUCCCCGGCCUUCCUCGCUGCCACCAAUGCCUCCAACACACGAGCACUCUCCAACCUUAACGCCACGGACCUCAUCUGGGUGUCCCUUCUCCCGGGCAUCUCAGAGGAGCUGCUGCGCCUCUCCCCGGCCUUCCUCGCUGCCACCAAUGCAUCCAACACACGAGCACUCUCCAACCUGAAUGCCACGGACCUCAUCUGGGUGUCGCUCCUCCGAGGCAUCUCAAAGGUGCGUGCUGCUUAA